GCUUGUACCGCUGGCCAAAGAGAGAAUGACGGAUCCUGUUAUUACUUCUCGCAAAGCAGGUCAAACUUCGACACGUCAAAAUCAUCCUGUGACGACCUUGGAAUGCAUCUUGUCUACAUCGGAUCAAAGGACGAACAAGAAUUUCUUGCGAAUAACCUCCCCGCUCCAAAUUUCGAUUACUGGAUAGGAUUAUCCAGUGUGACUUGGCUGGACGGUUCGAGUCUGACCUACUCCAACUUCGCAGCUGAUUCACAUAUCAUCAGUAACAACGGGAUGUGUUUCGUUAUAAACCGAGAUAAGUCAUACCAAUGGUUGGAUGAUGAUUGUAAUAUCGAGCACCAUUACAUCUGCGAGAGAGAAGAAGGUCACACGAGCUUCAAAAACUUCCGACUCCUGGCCAGCAAUGUCGCCCACAUCGAUGCCUAUGUUCUGUCAUCAUUCACGGUUUCGUCCAUGAUCGAAUGCAGUCAGUUGUGUCUUACCGAUGUCCGUUGCUCGUGUUAUACUUUCAUCGCCUGCAAGGGUUUGUGCUUACUCGGCGAAGAAUGUCUUGCGACGUCUACAUUCGCUUUUGAAAGGCGAAUCGGAGCUACAUUCUAUUCGGCACUUCUUGAAGAUUAGGAUUGUUUCUAGAAAGCAUGUAGCUGUGAAUACGCGCGCUGCUAGACCACUUGGAAACUGAGGGUGGAGGAUGGCAAAAUAGUAAUUUAAAAUCGUCCCGGAACACAACAAUUAGGAAACAAAUAUUUUGAAAGGUGCCAAUUACAGAGAUUUUGUUAACAAAACUAGAAGAAAUACAUUCGUCAGAUAAACGAAUUGGCCGACAACGGAUACAAAAAAAAAAAAGAUUUCAGAAAAGUUGGGAUGAACAAAAAGUAGUUGUGUUGUCGUUGUCGUUGCGAUUUGCAGACACUGCUAGAAAGGGGAGGGAUGUUACCCCCUUUACUAACGGCCCUGCUUAUGUAGCUAUUUAGAGGCCAUGUGCAGUGAUUAAUGAUAGUGUGAAUAUAUAGUGUGUACAUAUUUCACUCCUGGAUAUUCUGCAGAGACGUUAAUUUAUAAUCCACUAUGUAAAUAUUCGGUAAGUAUUAAAUUAACACAGAUUUGCAAAAAUGAUUCAAAUAUCGACUUAAGACUAAAAGAUAAUUCACUUCUAAUUUUUUACACCGGCGCAAGUGAUUUUGUUCAUCACAACAUCAGGUCACUGUUAGUACCUUGCUUUUCAAAAGUGGAUUAAAAAAUUGUGUGAGUGUGUGGGUGUGUGUGGGGGUAAAGGGCUCAUCAAAAAGCUAUAUGGCUUUAAAUGAAUUGGAUGAAAAAAAAGAACAUUCCACAGAUGGUCGGUCUUAUGAACUAAUCACCUAACCGCAACAUGCUUAACAGAAAUUUGCGACUUUUUAUAUAAGAAUUGGAACUUUGAUGACGAUAAAUUUGUUGGCGCUGCAUUCCUUGACCUUAGACUAAGCUUUUGACGCUUUACCCCAUGACUUGCUUUUGUGUUAAAAAGCGUACCUUAGAGUUGAGUUGAAAUGUUUUGAAUCUUUCGUAACAGGCAGCAAGCUAUAUGUAUUUUUUAAAGGAAAAAAUAAAUGACUUUCUCCCCGUCCGAAUAGGGGUCCCACAAGGGUUCAUACUAGGAUCACUUCGUUAUAUGUUCAUGAAUGGUAUCUCGAAUCUAAAUUUUAAUCCACAUACUCACAUUCUCACUUUAUGCGGACGAUAAAGCUGUAUGUAAUUCAGGUUUACAAUCAAAAUAAUAAGCUCAAUGAAUGUUUUUAAAAUAAUGGAAUGAUUAUUAACUCAGACCAAAAAAAUCCCCCAAAAAUCAUCCCGUCGGCAAAGAAACACUUUUGAUUUUCUGAUAUUUAUAAAUGGUUCAUUACUAGAAACUUAAAAACAUUGGUGUUAUUCUCGAAUACAAUCUUAAUUGGGCAGUACAUGUUGAUGAAGUAGUUAUGAAAAUGGUUCGAUCAGUUGCAUGUAUACGCAGGAG
Strongylocentrotus purpuratus (purple sea urchin) is the source of this 1993-nucleotide messenger RNA. RefSeq lists its product as uncharacterized. Gene Ontology annotation, cellular component: external side of plasma membrane. Gene Ontology annotation, molecular function: carbohydrate binding. Bases 103 to 621 code for a protein of 172 amino acids. Lineage: Eukaryota; Metazoa; Echinodermata; Echinoidea; Camarodonta; Strongylocentrotidae. The transcript has 2 exons. Gene Ontology annotation, biological process: biological process involved in interspecies interaction between organisms. The record is from RefSeq and is a predicted model, not a curated record.